Molecule: messenger RNA, 17648 nt
Organism: Diorhabda carinulata
Lineage: Eukaryota; Metazoa; Arthropoda; Insecta; Coleoptera; Chrysomelidae
Gene: Ac13E
Product: adenylate cyclase type 9
Exons: 5
Coding region: 516-4715 (1399 amino acids)
Biological process (GO): adenylate cyclase-activating G protein-coupled receptor signaling pathway; cyclic nucleotide biosynthetic process; intracellular signal transduction
Molecular function (GO): adenylate cyclase activity
Source: RefSeq, a predicted model, not a curated record
GUCAAAUUUAAUGACAUUUGUACAAAUGUCAGAAAAGUUUGUAUUCUUAAAAAAAGAUAGAAAAUUACAAGUGUACAAGUAGAAUUUUGUUUCCAGUUUAAUGAUGAAUUUGGGUUAUAGUAUAAUUAAUUACUUAUGAAAUAUAUUUAUCGAUGAAUGAUCAAAUAUCAACUUGGGGAAACAUCUACUAUUUAAUCCUUAUACCAUUAUGAAAAUUAUCACGAAAACAUGUAAAGGUAUAGUGCAAAGCAAACAUCGAUUGUUGACAUAAGCCGUAAUGUUUAAUUUAGAUUUUAAACAUGUUCUCAGAGCACAACAUAGCUACUUUAUGUGUAUAUCCCUGCUUAUUUAUGAAACCGAAAAUUAUUAUGAGUGAAAAUGGAAACCAAAGAAGUAUUAUAUCUCAGAUUACAUAAAUGGUACAGAUAGAUUGUGUAUUUUUUUGUUAAUUUGAGUUCAAAGGACUAUAAUAAUAUAUAGUUAUAAAAUGCACCAAGUCAAGUGUAGUUAAGAUUAUGAACCAGUUUGCAAACAUAAUGAAAGAAAGGGAGAGAGCAGAUUCCUCAUCUUAUGUUAAAUCAGAUAUUCAAGAGGAUAACCCUUCUGAGCUGGUUGAAGAUGAAAACACACAAUUGUCACUUGAUCCCAAUGUUCAAAUGUAUCUUGCUCAAAUGUCUCAGGAAUCAGGAUGUUGGGGAAAGUAUUUUCCAAUACCAUUUGAAAGAGCAGAUCAAAAGUCAUGGUGGGAUCCCACUUUUGAUUCAGAAAUACUCGAAGAACAGUUCAAGAAGAGUUUCAACAAAAGUAAUAAAAUAAAAUUCAGGUACGCUUUGAUUUAUCUCAUCGUUAUCUCUUCGGCGUGGCUUACAUAUUAUUUCGUUGUGGGCUUUUUAGGAGACGAACGCCACUGGCAUCUGGUAUCCGGUCUAAUCGUCCUAGUAAUUAUUUGCCUCAUAACUUCUUUGAUUUUCACUUACACCAAAUUCUUCGAUAAAAACAUGACAUUUCUAACGUUUAUAGUAGCUUUGUUGUUCAUCAUAUUGAGUUUGAUAUUUUUGAUCGUGGUAAAAUUUUCUCCAGUCGGUAAUCUCGCGCUUUGCAUUCAAAUAUCCUUCUUAUUGUAUACUCUGGUACCACUAAAAUUGUACGUCAGUCUUCUAUUGGGUAUCUUUUAUUCUACGGCUUAUGAGCUGCUCAACCAUUUCAUCAAUCCUGAAAUGAAUUCGGAUCUAUCUCUACUCGGAGCUAAAACGCUCACUCACUUUGCCAUACAUUUGAUCGGUUUCCAUAUUUGCCUCAUGAAUAACGUUAGACGGAGGAAUACGUUCAUGAAGGUCGGGCAGAGUUUGUUAGUGAGACGGCAGUUGGAAUUAGAAAAACGGUUGAAGGAAAAUAUGAUACAUUCGCUUAUGCCGAAAAGUGUGGCGGAUUGGUUGAAAAAAGAAGACGAGAAUUUCACUAGGAGGCAAUCCUCGGAUUCCACGCAUGAUAUUAGAUCCUUAUUCAGACCUUUCAACAUGGACAACAUGGAAAACGUCAGUAUAUUAUUCGCCGAUAUCGUCGGUUUCACCAAAAUGUCCAGCAACAAAAACGCCGAAGAAUUAGUAGACAUUCUUAACAAUCUAUUUCAACGUUUCGAUUCUCUAUGUAAAGUCCACAACUGCGAAAAAAUAUCAACGUUAGGCGAUUGUUAUUAUUGCGUCAGCGGUUGUCCGGAAGCUAGACCCGAUCACGCUAAAUGUUGCGUCGAAAUGGGCCUUAGCAUGAUACAAGCCAUCAAGCAAUUCGACCUCGAAAAAAACGAAGGUGUGAACAUGAGAGUCGGUAUACAUACCGGAAAGGUUCUCUGCGGAAUUGUCGGUACGAAAAGGUUUAAAUUCGACGUUUGGAGCAACGACGUUACUUUAGCUAAUAAGAUGGAAUCGACGGGAAAACCUGGAAUGGUUCACGUGUCCGAAAAAACCGUCGGUUUUUUAAACGAUGGUUACCUUUUGGAAGACGGCGAUGACGUGAUGGGUUUGCGCACAUACUUCAUCCUGGGGCGCAAAAGUGACAGAACUCCUUCAUAUAGUGGCUCAUUUCGCGCAGAAGGUCGCCAAAAAUACGCCAACUCUCUCCAGCUCUUCAUAUCACCUCCUUCCAAUUCUUCAUCAUCACCACCAUCGCGCCCACGCGUCCUUUCUUGCGACACUUCAUCUAACUACAUCAAACCCCAACAACAAUCGCAACAUUUACUUUCACCCGACGUUUGUAAAAUCAAAGCUAGUAGUCUUCCUAGCAUUUUAGAUUUGGAAAGCGACGAUACUAUCUGUACUACUCCGAAUAAUAACGAUUCCUCAUUUACCGACGAUAUUAAAACUCCCACUAGUACGGCCAGUUCGGGAAAGUACGCUGGAAAAUUGAAAAGUUGGAAGAUACCGAAGUUUAUGAGGAAAUUGUCAGAUCAGAAGCAAGAUUUAGAAGUCGACGUAUUUACUGUUUCGCCAUUACCAUCUACUGAAGAUGGUUACCAGCAAGUUCCUACUAUCAUCGAAGCAACUGUGAACGGCAAUAAGAUAGAUUCAUCACAAAAGACAGACAUAGAAGAUUUACUAAAAGACAAUAUAGACGUUAAAUCAUACAUAAGCCAAUCUAGAAGCGACAUAGGCCCGUACGACUACACCUCUAACACCGAAUUCAUCAGGAGCGGAAGUUAUCGUUCCCAAUAUAGUCGAUCGCCAUUAUCAGAUUUGCAAUAUCUGCAUCGAACGGGAAGUAAUAGAUCUAGAAGAGGUCGCUCGCCGUUGUUCGAUAGUUUAGAACCUCAUGAAAGGGCUAGAAGCGCUACGGUAUCCACUAUCAAUAUUCAAAGACCGAAGAGAUCGUUCGAAUUACCUAGUCGAUUAUCGAGCAUAACCGGUUUGGAAGAGAAUCUCAAUCAGAGUAGAAAAGAUUCGGGAAUACGGAGCAACAGCAGAAAAAGUAGCAUGCAACAGAUAGAUGGAGCCCUUGCAAAUUCGGAAAUGCUACAUCGCGUGUCCGGUUAUUAUACAGCGAGUCAGUUUUCGAUAAAUCACACCCCUCAAGUGCCAAGAAAAUUCGGAACAUUUUUCGAUAAGAACGGAGCAACUAUACAAAUAUUGCGAAAACAAUCAGACAGACAACUAAUAAAAUGUGUUCAAGAUAACUCUAAAUCAAAAUGUUCGUAUUUCAUAAAGCCGCCCUUAUCUAGAUUAACGUUAUUUUUUAAAGACAAAGAAAUGGAGAAACAGUAUCGACAGAAUGUCCAUAGAAUUUCAAAGAAAGACGAACAAGAUAUCAUGACGUUAGCCAAUUCGAAAUUCAACACUUAUUUAGACGUUGUCGUAUCGCUUUUAGUUUUUCUAAUAAUUUCUCUCGGUUCUGCUUUGUUGUAUAAAGUAACAACAGUAUGGCUGAUAACCUUUUUCACUUGUUUGCUUUUGCAAACUUUGGGUAUCGCUUUUUGUUUCAAAUCGGUAGUUAGAUGGUUCGAUAGAGUUUUAUGGUGUUUCAUUAGAUUUUACCGAUGGAACUUUUUCGGAGCGAUACUAAUCAGCUUACCGUUAAUAUCGGCUAUAGCCAAUUUUAUAAAUAAUCAAACUUUUUCUCCGGCCAGCCUCAACGUAUUCAGUUAUUUGUUGUUCGUAGGUCUAGUUCAUUUUUGUAAUUUCACCCAAUUAAAUUGCUGGAUGAAAAAUUUGCUAGCUACCGUAACAAGUUUAGCUUUAGCUUCCACUCUAAUUUUCACCGAUAAUAACACUUCAUGUAGCUACCAAACGAUCCAACCUAAUAUCACGAAUAUAAAUGAUAGUUCGUUAAUUUUAGAUAAUUUUAAUACGACAAAUCCCAAACAACAAAUAUCUUGUUCGUUAUAUAAGGCUGAAAUAGUUUUGAAUCUAUUCAUAUUGGUCAUUUUGAUUUGGUUGUUAACCAGAGAAUUUGAAAUUGGAUACAGACUGAGUUUUCAUACGAAUUUCGUCGCUAUAAGAGAUAAAAAUAAAGUACAAAGUUUGAAGAAUCAAGCCGAUUACCUGAUUUAUAAUAUAGUGCCGGAACACGUAGCCGAACAACUGAAAAAAGAUGCUAAAUAUUCGGAAAAUUUCAAAGACGUCGCCAUCAUAUUCGCCAGUAUUGUAAAUUUUAACGAAAUGUAUGAUGAAAGUUACGAAGGGGGUAGAGAAUAUUUGCGCGUACUCAACGAAUUGAUCGGCGAUUUCGACGAACUUUUGAACCGAUCCGAAUUCCAUUGCGUAGAAAAAAUAAAAACAAUCGGUUCGACUUUUAUGGCGGCGAGUGGAUUAAAUUCACGUAAACGUCAACAACAGAAAGAUCCGAACGAACAUCUCUACGCCCUGAUGGAUUUCGCUAUAGAAUUACAACACGUCGUCAACGAUUUCAAUCGAGAUUUGCUCGGUUUCGAUUUGGAGUUAAGAAUAGGUUACAAUUUCGGUGACGUAACUGCGGCCGUUAUUGGUAACACGAAGCUAUUCUAUGACAUUUGGGGUGAUGCUGUCAAUAUCGCAUCCAGAAUGGACAGUACAGGCAUGAAAGGGAAAAUACAGGUAGGUGAACAUUGUUUACCCGCUAUGCAAGAAAAAUACGAGUUCGAAUUGAGGGGAUCGGUUUACGUUAAAGGUAAAGAUAAUAUGAAUGUUUAUUUUCUCAAAAAGAAAAAAACUUCGCCGUUCCUGUCGGUUCCCGACACUUCAUUGUGAUGCUUAGAGUAGAACGUAAAGAAAUUUAAAUUUCAAAACGUAGUUGGCUGAGUCAUUUUUUUAGAAAUUCCAAAAAGAAAAAUAAUCGUAACGUCCUUGUUUGACAAAAUAUUACCGAACGUACUUCAACUUUUGUCUACAAACUAAAAUCAUAUGGAAAUAUUAGUAUUACUUAAUUGCUUAAUCCCGAAGGCUUUUUAUAGUUUCAGGUGUAAGGCAUGCUAGAGUUGAGUCAUUACGUAGGCUCCCACACCAGUUUACAUUAUUUCCUAUCAUGUGUCUUUUAUCCCGCCAUAUUAAUUAUUUCUGUCCAACUCCACCUCGGUCUCCCAUUCUUUUUUUGUAAGUUCGUGCUUCAUAUACUUUCCGUAUUAAUUGUUCUUCUUCCAUUCUCAUAACAUGAUCAAACCAUCUCAAUUGUCCUUCUAUUCUGUUUUGAAUUGGUUUCUCUACUACCACUGGCACUACGGUCCUUAAAGAUUCUUAGCCUCGUCUACAACAUUCCUCCAGUUAUUACGAUCCAACGUUCGUCGUUUUCACACCUAAAUACCGAAGAUCUUCUUCGACUUCAUCCAGCCAUCGUUUGCGCGGUAGUCCAGGCAGUCGCCGGCCCUCGGUCUUCUGGCUUUCCACAUACGUUCCAAGUGGUCUAGCCAUCUGAGUCAAUCACCAGGUUGGGGUCUUCAUAGGGCCGAUAGAACUCGGUGUUUGUACGGCUGCGCCCUGCUCGCAUGCUGGUCUAAUAUAUUCAGCGUAAGAUCUUUCGCUCCCUCGUGUUGAACAGCCGCUACUCGCGGCUAUCACGUUGACCGUUUGCGUAUAUUUUCAAAAACUUUUUGAAGUGGUCGAGGAAUACUGAUCUUUUCUUCAAUAUUAUUCUCGUAGACCACGCUCUUAAGAUAAUCCUCCAAGAAAAAAUCAAGUGGGUUCAAGUCAGGGCUUCGAGGUGACCAUUUAAUAUCACCUCUGGGAACAAUUCGUGCAAUGCAGCUAAAGAGUUGUUAGUGGUGUUGGAAUCAUGUCAGCUGGUUAUAAUGCUCAUAUUUUUGCAGUUGAGACCCGAAAAAAUUGCGUAUCAUGUCGAUAUAGCGUACAGAAGUUACAGUAUCUGUAUGCCCUCUGUUAUCUUUAUAAAAGUAGGGUCAAAUAUUGCAGUUCGCCGACUCAGCGACCCACACAGUGACUUUUGGCGUCUGUGGAUUUUUUUCUUCCCAAAAACGACAAUUUUGGCGAUUUACGUAGACAUCCAAAUGAAAAUGUGCCUCAUCGUUGAAGAACGUGUGUUGGAAUUGUUGAAUCUCUCUAAUAUUGCAUUCGCAAAAUUCAAUCUUGUAGAGCUUGCACAAUAUGAAUCUUGUAUGCAUUUAGGUGUAAAUCAGAUCGCAUUUUGUGGUGAAUUGUCGCUCUUGAUAAUUCCAGUUGAGUCUCAAGCUGACGCUGACCAGGAUUCUUGCUGUCCUUGGACGGCAAUAGUGUUUAGAGUAGUACUGAAUGUGCAUGAUGGCAACUAAAAACUAGUCCGCGCCUUGUUUGCUUCUCACUCACUCUUAAAAAAGUUGGAUCGUUUUGAGACAUCCUGUAGAUGUCUAUAUGAUUUUAAUACAUGUAGACUACUAAAUUUUUAUAAAAAAAAAAUAAAUAAUCAUUAAUCAAUAUACUCAUUUUGAUUGUUAUAAUAUACUGUUGAUAGUUUUUUAAUUGUUGAUAGCUUUGUAGGUUUUACUUUAUUAUUCUGUUAAGUUUGAUAUCUGUUUAUCGAAAUGAAUCAAAAUAUAAACGAAAAUUUCAAGGCACGGGACGUAUUUUGAUAAACACCAUUGUUAAUUAGUCGAAAAUCAAUUUCGAAAAAAUGACUAGCAAUCUAAAUUCUUAUAUUACCAAAGAGUACUCUAAUGUAAUACUGCUUGAAAAAUGUGUUUGUAUAACAAACUGUUUGUCAUGUUGUUGCUUUGAUAGAGUAAUAUGAAAAGUUGACAAUAUGAAUGUUAGAAGAAAUAAAGAAUCAAAUUAUAACGAAGUAAAAGAUAUUAGAAAAAUAAUGUAGGGAAAUAUACGUAGGAUCCUCGCUUACACUCUCCGAUAAUUAUGAAAACUUGGUACAUUUCUAUUAUAAAUAUGAAAUUCUGAGUAAAUUCAUUCAUUUUUAAUGUUUUCAGGGUUAAAAAUUUUUGUUAUAUGCUUUAUUUGAGUCUUAUUUUGUUACUUUCCACUUUGUAGUACUCGUUUGAAUCCAAUACAAGGAAGGCCUAGAUUUUAAAGAUCCUUAUUGGAAAAUAGUUUAUACAUUUCAUUUUAUAGAAAAUCUCCAUACAUUUCUUUAUGAUAUCAAACUUUUUUUUCUAUUUUUAAUCUAUCAUUAAGGACAGAUGAUGCAGUUACUUGGUGAGGUUCACCAUUUAGGGCACUAGUUUUUUUAAUAAAUAAAAAUCUAAUUACGGAAAUGUCAGUUACGUAACUAAUUACGUUUCCACCAAUUACGUAAUUUUUCUCAUUUUUUUUUAAUUGACUAUGAAUUUUUGUAAAUAUUGUAAACAAAAAAAAAUUUCAAUAACUUAUCAUCGUAUAUCAGAUAAAUCGAACCAUUUUUUUUGUCCAGAAUAUAAUCUUUCUUUUUGAAAAUGUGAUCUCAUAAAUGACAAGUGACAUUUGAAGUUUUGUCACCCAAGACUUCUUAGUUUACUUACAUAACGUAGGCGUUAUCGAAAGUAAUUGAACGCUGCAGUCAAAAAAACUUUGCGACCGCCUCUAGCGCAGUCGUAAAUGCUUAUUUCUACCUUAAUAAUGGAAUGGAGAUCUGUGUUUACUUUGAAAUUCGCUUAUUUACAGUCAUUUUCUUUAUUUAUUUGUCUAACUGUGGUGCGAUUAUCAACUCCUCGUCAUCAUCGCAACUGAUGGCAAUUGCGUUCGAUACACUCGGUUGUGGUCGUGAAUUUAUACAUACAGUUUAAAAAAAAAUCCUCAUUGUUAUUUGAAUAUUGCAAAACACCGAAUACAUUUGUUCGCCUUUCCUAUAUUCUCUUUCUAAGAGAUGCGGUUAGUUUUCUACUCAAAUCAUUUGACUGAAGAUCAAGUUUCUCUAGUAUAAAUAGAAGCGCAGCGUCGGCCGUCAAUAAGCUUGAAUCAUGGCGACACAAUGACGAAAAAGUAGUUUUUAUCACACCCAAUUUGUAAUAAAUGUAGUGAAGAUCUUGGAUCUCAUCGUCUGUAAAUUUUAAAUUUGAUUUCAAAUCUAAAAACGCAUGAUUUUGAUUUGAUAAAUCAGCCUACCAUAUCUGACAAGCUGUUCCAUCUUGUUUUCCAGUCUAGUAUUAGGUCAACGAGUCGUUUUUCCGAGAGGAGUUUUGAAAGAUUUUUUAUAGUACCUUUGUAUAAAAACUCCGAUUCUGGAACGCUGAUUAUUUCUAUAAUAAACGCAUCCUCAUCUUCAAUUUCCUCUGUUUUUUCAGCGUCGGUAUUUUUGAGACAGACAGAUUCUUGUGUUUUUAUAUAAAACUUCCGGGAUUCUAGUUGUAACCCAUUAGUCAAACACAAUUGGCGGUGGCCGUUAAAAUUUCCAUCCAUUUUGACCAUUACACUUGCUCCAUCUGCUGUGAAAGCAAUUAUCGUCUUCCAGACUUGAACCGAAGCUACUCAAACGCUGCUAUAAUAAUUGAGUGCCUACUUCAGCUGGCAUUGAUCCCUGUAUAUGGAAAUGACAAACUUGGACUUGAAACCGAUGAGAUUGAUGCAGAAAUUGACCUCCAAAUUAAAAAUCAUUAGAAUGUAGUCCGAGUACUUCAUCCAAAUGAACACUUACAUAACAGUACAAAAAUUCCCGAUAGCUUUACAUUUGUUGGUCAUGCAUUUAGUUACAUCGUGCCGAAUUGUUCAUUAAGUGAAUAAAUCUCAAACCUUAUGACCAUCGCCUGUAGUUUUCAUCGUCCAUACACGUCAUGAACAUUUCAAUCCAUUAUAUAUCUUUAUACUACCUUAGUUGCAUUCCAAUUGCACAAUUUCAGCACCCAAUCCAACACAUGGGUGCGGAAAGCUUCAAACAAAUGUUCCAAAUUACCGUUUUUGAGAUCUUUUUUUUUAUAACAAGCUUUUAUUGACAAUCAGAAUAUUUAUUUACAUUUUUUGGGAUAAUUUGCUCGCGAGUGUUAGAUAAUAUAACAUCUAUAAUGUCUUGAUGAGACUUAUAUCCAGUGAUGUAACCUCUUACUACGUCUAUUGGCCAACUUUUUUCCAGUUUUUUUGCCUUUCUUGGUCUUAACAACUCCUCUAGUAGUGAAAUUGGGUCGGUUUCUAUGGUUUUCUGAUGUUUGAUGAUAACUUCUUGUACAGUGUGCACUCCUAGGUCCAGGUGUGAUUUGAUACAUACCAUGGAUCAUCUACUAGUUGACGGAGUAUUUUCGAUUUCGAUUUUUUGAGAUCUGUGCAUCAACUACAGUUACGUUUCCCCCUCGUCCCUCAAGCACCAGAUAGAUGAUUGGGCUUUAUGACCUUCAAAAUUGCGCUUUAAACACAAACUGUAGAAUUGAGGCAUUUAUUUCGAUUUACAUUUGUGUGUUUAAAAUGGAAUCGUAACCGGACUACUCAAAAUAAUAAUAUUGGAUGCAAAAAACAAACAAAUAAUUUGCGAUAUGUUUCAAAAUUUGAAAGUUGACACAAAGCUCAUCGAAGUUUGUUCCACUUGAUUCUUGUUUGCUAAGCUGAAGAGAGUCGAGCCCGUGGGUUUCGUUCAGAAAGUGCUGAAUAAAUUGGAAGGCAAUACUUAAUAAAACUGCGCAGACAAAUUAUGGUCUUACAUGGUUUAAUGUGGAAUAUAAAAUUUGAAUCACCUGUAUGUAUAUUUUUUAUGAAAUUAGCAAAUUCAAAUACAUAAUUGAAGCAGAUUUAGAUUCAUUAUACCUGUACUAUAGUUCUUGGUUUUAAUGAAUUGAACAUAGAGGAUAAUACAGGGUGGCGCAAUAAAACCUGCAUUAGUAGCUAUGAGUCAAUAACGACGGAAAGCUUCGUUAUUGGACCGAAAAAAAUCCAAGCAAAGGAAUUAUUGGCCCUUUCUUUUUUGAAGAUUCACGAGGACGCCACAUCACCGUUUACACCGACCGCUAUGUUACGAUCCUAGAGGGAUAUUUGGCUCCAGAACUUGCGAGAUCAAGAAUAGCGAAUACGAGAACUUGGUUCCAACAAGACGGAGCCACCUGUCACACAUCAAAUGUCUCUUUGGCGGCUGUGAGACAGAUGUUUCCUGCAAGACUAAUUUCCAAAAGAGGUGAUUUCCCUUGGCCCCCACGUAGUCUUGACUUGACGCCUCUUGAUUAUUUUUUGUGGAGAUACCUCAAACAUAAAGUCUACAUAAACAAUUCGAGGGACAUCAGUCAGAUAAAGGAAAAUAUUCGCCAGGAAAUGAUAGCAAUCAGCCCAGAUUUUUGACAAGAGUUUUCACAAAUCUGCGUUCGCGUUUAGAGGGGUGCCGUCAUUUAAAUGAUGUUAUUUUUAAAAAAUAAACUUCAUUUCAUUACCUAAUCAUCAUAUCUUUCAUUUUAAUAAUACCUUUUUUUAACCUAUACUUAAUAAACGCACGUUGUAUUGUGCCACCCUGUAGCAUUAUAGAGUAGAAUAUACUAGGUUGGUACUUAAAAUAUAGAACUAGAAAUUCUAUUUGUAUCUUCAAAUGUUUCGAUAUUACGUAUAUUCUACGAUUUUUUAUUCACAAUAAAAUAUUUUUCACACCUUUCCAACUUUUAAUCACGCUUCUAAAGGUAAUGCCACAUUUUGCCAAAUGUGAGCAACCGUUGUGUAUAAAAAUAAACCUUCAAAUUGAGACUGAUAAAACUAAAUUUGGUUCAUUUACCUUCGGCACGAAAUUCGAUAAGAAAAUUUCCAAUUUUUAAUAUUUUUAUUUCAAUUAAUUUAUCAAUUAAAACUACUGAAGGAUUCUUAUUAUUAUAGGGACCAUUGUUAACAUAAAUAUGCUCAACUUAUUAAAUUUUAAAAUUUUACUGAAAUUUUUAAAAACAAUUGAGAACCAUUCUUUAUUUCUUCUUAAAUAUAAAUAUAAACAGAAAUAUCGAUUAUCUCACUAUCCUUUAUAAAUCUUACCGUGUGUAUUUUAAUAGAAAAAAAAACAUUUUAUAUAUUAUACAGGAAUAUUAUUGUUUUAUACACAAUUUUUAUAAACUAGCCUUUCGGAAUCCAAAGAAUUUACCUUAUGGACUAUAUAUACAUGUAAACUAAGACAGCACGUGGGAGGGACUUUAAAGAUAUCACAAUUUCUGUAAAAACCAAAUAGUUUCAGUACCUGAUCAUAUUUUUAUAAAUACCUAUUAUACAAUUUUUUGAUUGGAAUGAAAUGCUGGAGUAACUAUCAACAAGAAAUUCUUUCCAUUUUAUUUUAAUAUUCUUAGCACCGUUAUUUAUUACAACCACUAGAUUUUAUUCACUAUAUACUAAAUAGGGAAUUACCGGAACGGAAAAUGUGAAAACCAACCUGGAAAAACCGGAAGAAAGACGGUAAUAUGGAUUUUCAAUUUUUACUAGGCAAUAAAAUCUAGCAGAUUUUUCAUAUCCACUGGGUAGUACUGUCAAAUCGUUUAUUUUCAUAUUGGGAACGUGGCAAUGAAACACCAAAGCGGAUUAACUUCCAUUUUUGUUUUGUUUUGACGUCAAUUUCAAUAUUGAAUUUUGAAACCUAUGAAUUUUAAAAUUUUUUACAAGAAUACGAUUCAAAACCACCGAAAAUCUUAAUUAAUUAUUUCCCAGACGAUGAUACGAUAAACAGCUCAAUUGGCCUUAUAGGCACAAGGCUUGAAGUCACUCUCUGCUUUCCUCAAGGCUGCUUCACGCCAAUUCUCUAUUCCUAUGCUUUCUAAAUCUUCUCUGCAUGCUUCUAUUCAUUUUUUCCGUGGACGUCCUCUUUUCCUUUUCGCUCCUUCUUCCCUUAACACAGAUCUUUUCACACAACUGUCCAUUUUGGCUAUAUGCCCUAUCCCACGGAGUCUUUUUACUCUGACCACAUAUCCCAUCUCAGCUUGACCAUGACCAAUACUUUGAUCUCUGCGUUCGUUCUUCUUCUCCACUCGUUUUGCUCUCGCACUCCUCCGAAUAUCCUCCUUAGUACGUCUCUCUGGCAUAUGUUUAUUUUAUUUUCUUCUUUUUUGCUCAUGAUCCAACACUCAAUGCCAUACAGCACCGUUGGUCAUAUAACUGUCUUGUAAAGGCUCUUGAAAUAUCUUUUGAUGUUGAUAAUCCUCCUAGGGCUCCCUCUCGCCAAUCUUUUAGCGAUUUUCCCGGUUUCACAUCUAGACUUUAUCAAAUCUAUACUCCUUGUUUUGCUCUGUCGUCACUUUCAAUUGGUUGUAGUUAUUCAGAUCAUAUUCUUUCGCUUUGAUUUCAAAUAGUAGGAACAUUUUUUCUAGAUGCUAGAUGCUUGUUUUACCUAUAGUUUUGCAACUCUAAGAUCCUUAACUGUUAUAAAACAAAUUACAUCAUUUUUUUAGCAUUCCAUUAAAGGCCUCCGUUUCGAAGCUCUAAUUCAAUACAUUUCUUCUGACUUCUGAUAGUGCAUUCAAAUGAUUUCCUCUGUUGGUCAAAACGACAGGAAAUCGGAAAAACGAUGAGCUAUCUCCGUCAGUACGCAUGAAUAAUAAUUCUCGCCAAUAAAAUAAAACUCGCCAAUAUUUACAAAAGCAACAAGUAUUCGAAUGAGAUUGUCUGUCGCCCAGCAAAGAUGGCGUAACUGUCAAUGACAUCAUACUGGAAUGGUCCAUGGAACAAUUUUAAAUUAAGAUGAAGAACACUAUGAAAAGUUGAACAUUUAUAAACACUCAUGUAUAACUUUUAAUAGUUGCAAAAAAUUACCGAUUACUUUGACAAAAGAAACAAGAUACUUCUAAAUAUUUGAAAUUGAGCAAUCUAAAGAUUUGUCAAAACCAGCUAAUGCCCAUAUCACCGUCGGCUAAACAAAUGCUUUUUUUGGGUUUUAUGAAUUUAUUUGUUGCAAUUUAGACCUUAUUAUUUCCAGUUCUUUACUGCGAAAUUGCUUCUCAAAUAGUUGCUACAAAAAGUAGUGCGAAAUGUCUUCCUGAAAUGUAACUUUGUUUUUUCCGCUACGCAAUUUUGUGCUCAGUGUAGGCAGUAAAGCGGUAAAUAUAAUCUGAAACGCAAGUAUUUUAGAAACUUAAAGUUUGUUCAGUGCCACUGAGUUUUCACUAUGUAACCUACUUAGAUUUGAUAAACUCUAGAACAAUGGAAAUUAACGUCAAAAAAAUCACGUAUUGUCAGCACAAAAUUAGUGCAAGUAUCCUGAAUAGCUGGAAACUUUACUCGCAGACUAAUUUAAAAAAAAAAAAUGCAAAAAUACUGAAAUUUAUAUAAAACAAUAAAAUAAAACGAAGAAAAACUAACACUACAUAUUAUAUCAACUGUUUUCUUAGACAACCGGAGCAAGAUGUAACGGCUGUCAUAUUAUUAUAGUUUGUUUGUAGUGCGUGUUCUUCAAUGGUAUUUAAAAAAUUGUUUAUUUAGUUAACUGUUGUAUAAGAUGGUAAUGUCUUUUGUACCAGAAGGUAUUUUUUGCAAAAUUCAUCAAAGACGAUACGAAAGAAAUCACAAAUCACUAAACAUAUACGAAUCCUCAACGCAGUUAAAACUAUGUGCUAAUAAUGCCGCGUGUGAAGUCAACACUCCUAUUGUUUUUAUACCUGUCAUUUGUCAUUCAAAAAUCUUCUUUUCUCUGAAACAAUUAGGUUAAAGAUCAGGAAUUGAUUUAUCUAUAGCAAAAACAGAAUCUCUUUUUACAGCACAAUUGGGAUAUCUAUAGUACUUUUAUCAACACAUUUCUUGUUUUAAUUUUUUGAUUUAUCGGAGUAAUUUUUCUUAUAAAAAUUAUCUGGGCAAUUUAUGACUAAGAGGUAAUGGUUAUUAGACAUUAAUGUUUUUAAGAGCUGUCUUAAGUAAAACAGACUGAAUCUGAACGUGUGUUUUUGUUACAUUGAGAUCGUUAUUAUAGCAUGGAUAAACAAAAUCAAAUAUCUCCAAUCAUAAUGCACAAUUUUUUUUAUAUUCUUCGGUUAUAAUAAUAAUUAUCAAUUCAAUUACGAUUAUUGUCAAUAUAUUGAUCUAUUAUAUGAAAAAAUAUUAAUUAUAAUACGAUCUCAUUACUUCCAGAUUCUAUACAGAGGUAUUUUUAAGUAAUUCUAAUAAACUGUGAUAACUUUUAUUUAUUUUCGAUAUACUUUGAUGAAGAAGAAAACUAAUUCUGUAUAACUAAGAAACCCAUUAUCAAUAUGUUCUAUAGAGAAUAUUUUUCCUUUAUAUUCAAUAUUCAAUGGGGUAUUUGAGAAUUUUUUAAAAUGUUUUGUUUUCAAAUAUUUAAACUUCCCGCUAAAAUGCUCAUUACCAAUAUGGCGGUGCGCUGACGUCAGUAUAUAGUACGUAUAUGGUAAGAUCUAACCAGUUAACAGCAUUCUAUGGUGGUUAUUUGCUUUUGUGUCUCAAAUCUCUUUCAAAACAACUUGCAUAGUGCAAUAUACGUGCACAGAUCAAUAAAGGAACGAAAGUUAACAAUAAAUAUUUUGUGCCCAAAAUUUGUGAAAAAAUAUGGCAUUUUUAAGUUGUGGUUAUAAAAUAUGUAUUAUUUUUGUAUUAGUUUUAUAUAAAUUAAUUUAUAUCAUUAUAACAGUGAGUAGCAUUUGAUUAAUUUUUAUCAUGAAUAAUAUGGCACAAGACUCAAAUUGAAAUUAAAUAUUGUUAACAAUGCAUAAUUAAGUAUGACAGCUCAUAGUAUUUUGAUUAUUAUGAAUAUUAUAUAUCACAAUUAAAUAGAAAAAAAAUUUUAACUAAAUUUGUGAAAUUCCCUUUUUUGUUAUAAAUGCAAAUCAUAAUUUCAAUAUCACGAAUCAUAAUUAUUAGUAAAGUAAUGGAAUGAAAUCCAAAAUAUCAUAACCUUGAUGAAAAUGAAUAAAAGUCUUAACGCAGCAAGUAAAUAGUAAAAACAUACUUUGAAAUUUUGACGUUAUAAAUUUAAAAUAAAAAUAUACAAAAUAAAACUCAACUUGGAUAUAAAUCCGUAAAAUCGUUUGUAAAUCACGAGAAACUAAAAUUUCUGGGGCACUGAUAACCAAAAAAAAUCUAACCGCAUCGAGCGCUCACUAUAUAGUGACGUCAUUCGCAGCUGAUACAUUUCUGAUUACAUAACAAAAUGUUUAAAUUUAUUUAAUUUCUUUUAAUAAAAUUAUUAUAUUCUAACAAAAAUGAGAAAAAAAUUGUGUUUUGUAAUGGCGUAGCGAAGUGGGUCAUCAAAACCGCAACUGACAAUUUUUGUAACUGGAUCCACAAAUAUCGGAAAAAAACCUUAAUGAACGUAUUGCAAAAGCUUACGAAUUCAGAGAGAAUUGCAGUUGUGAGAUUCCAAUGAAUUUUAAAGAGAAAAAGCUUCUAAAAAAAAGAAAAUUUUUAAUUAUGAGGCUGUAGAUGAACCUAUUGAUUCCACUGAAAGUAGAUUCAAAAUUGAUUAUGAUAUGAAUUUUAUUACAAUGGUUGACGCCGUGAUACAAUAACACACAAGAUUUACUGUAUUCACUGAAUAUUACAACAAUUUUGGAUUAUUGUCCUACACAAAUAAUUGAAAUCUUUGCCAAGUAUCGAGCUUUUGAUGCACUGUAAUCAUUUAGAUCUAUUACUUCAAGAUGGAGAAACCAAAAACAUGAAAUCUUAUGAGUUUUACGAAGAACUACAACUUUUACUGCCUAAUCUACCAAAAUCCAUUCAAGACGCCUAUAAGAUGAUGCUAUACAUAAUUAUAAACGAACUAGAAGAUAUCUAUCCUUAUGAUAACAUUGCUAUUAGAAUUAUGUUGACUAUACCUGUAAGUACAGAUUCCACUGUAAGAAGUUGAAAAAGAUUAAUAACAACUUGAGAAACAAUAUGAAACAGGACCGACAGCCUACAGGCGGAACACCCAUAAAGAAAUGCAGGCUGAAUCAACUGGCCAAGAAACAAUCUGGUCGCAGGCCACAUGUGAAUGCUCAAUCAUUUCGAUGAACAGCGACCAAAUGACGCUUACGAAGGUUAACAAUAAAGGUUUGGAGGCACACAUCACUGAGCGGGAGCAUUAGAUCGGUGACUCCAAACCCGCUAUAAUGAAUAAUGGAGCCACAGACGGCUACAGGAGAUAUGGCUUGGGGAACACGCUACCGUCUUCCAAGCCGAGGUAUUCCCUGUGAUGAAAUGCGGACGCGCACAGUAAUUUCAAUCUGCUCAGACAGCAGAACGACCAGAAAAGUGUUGCCCUAGGCUAGUGCUCAAGUGCAAGAAAGUCCUACAAUAUCUGGUAGUGAUGGCAGAAGAUCCAUCUCGCUUCGAGGAGGAUGAAACCGCAGACCACGUCAUCUGUAAUUGCCCUGCACUCACAUGAGCGCUGUUUAAACAUUUGGUCAAGCCUUACAGCUUGCCUAAUGACAUCAGAAGGUUCAAGCCAAAGCUCCUGGUCGGCUUUUCAAAAGAUCUCUGCAUUUGGUAACGAUAAGUGUGGCACAAUGCGCCUGUGUGCGCAACGCUCCAUACUAUGUAACUAUCCGACUAUCUGGUUUAGCAAUAAUCUCAAUUCAAGCAAAUAUAGCAGCGAAAAUUAAUUACAAAUCCUUAUUAGAGGUCUUCCGUAAAGUGAAAAAUAAUUAUUGGAUUUAAUCCGAAGAAUAUUGUUUUUGUAAAAAAUUACUCAAGUUAUAAACUAAAACCUUCUUUCUAUAUGAUUUUUCAUAAUAUUCCAACACUCAUAUUUUUUCACUAUCAUGAGUAGACUAAACUUGACCUUCUGUAUUUACCAGUGAUCUUGAGAACGAAAGAAAAGGGGCCUCGCUGAUGCUACGAUAUUAGUCCACGCUACGCCACUGAUUCGAUGAUUCUUUGAGUAUAUUAAAAUAUUUUAGACCCCUUUCAAAUACCCUAUUGUGAAAAAAAUAUGGGUUUUAAUUUAAUGUAAAAUGACAACGAAAAAUAAAUAUUAAUAAUUAUUCCGUACUUUGUCAAAGUGUACCUAAGUCAAAAGACCAUUUUAAUUUAUGUUUAUAAUUUACUUCCUAUUUAUUUAUAAUACACUUUUUAUUAUGACUCAAGUUGAAUAUGUUAUAUUUUUAAAAACCUUGGUUGUAUUGUGUAUAAAUUAAAAUAAAGCAUUUAUUUGUUGAAUUUAAUUUCUUUGGUUGUGCUGAUUAUUGUUUUUGUUACAUUUUUUAUAUAUAAAAAAAUAUGCUCUGUAUGAAAUGUUUUUAAAAGAAUGUUCCAAAUAAAAUCGAUAAUAUCAAAAGUAAAAAUAGAAAUAUCUUGUGUCAAAAUCAAAUUUUGCAGAAAAACUGUUUAAUUUUUUAUCAUUUGAUCGAAAUUGGAACAUUUUAUGUGGAACAUUCUUAAAUCACCUAAACGUACCACACCGAAACUGAUAUUACAGUGUAGUUUUAAAUAAACAAUGUACCUUAUUGAUUAACAGCUGAAAUAAAGCUUUAACAAACUGAUUUCUAUAUCUUGGAACUGAAUAGCUACACUAUCUGUGUAAACUUUUUGCUACAAAAACCAACUGAAUGAAUUAUAAAUCUUCAGGUCUGAGAUAGAGGACAGUCGCUUGUUCUAAAUUUUUAUUAAUAUGUUUUUUAUUUAAACUAGUGUCACAUAAUAAGUCACAGUUAAUCUACGGCCAAAUGAACAAAUUGAAUUAAUAUUUCUUGACUUUCUUCUAGGGCCUCGUCUACAACGUGUCCCCGGAUAGUUAAAAUAACUCUUGUAAGAGAAAAAAAAAUUAGCACAACAUAAUAUAAGUUUUGAAAAAGCAAAAACGCUUCGGAAAUUUUCCAAAUAGCUAUUUUUCUGUAGUAGACCAGGAUCGAUAGUUUUUGAAAUGAAAGAAAAUAAAAGUAGGGUGAAACUCAUGGAAAAAAUGGGAGAGUAUGAUAAAAA